This is a messenger RNA of Saccostrea cuccullata (small rock oyster), 3285 nucleotides long. Its product is annotated as serine/threonine-protein kinase TBK1-like. Gene Ontology annotation, cellular component: cytoplasm. The record is from RefSeq and is a predicted model, not a curated record. Bases 133 to 2664 code for a protein of 843 amino acids. Gene Ontology annotation, molecular function: ATP binding; protein serine/threonine kinase activity. NCBI's taxonomy places the organism in Eukaryota, Metazoa, Mollusca, Bivalvia, Ostreida, Ostreidae. Gene Ontology annotation, biological process: peptidyl-serine phosphorylation. The transcript has 20 exons.
CAAAUGAUUAUUAAAAAUUCUGAAUAAUGUUUCCGGGUUAACUUGAAAAGUAUGGAGUCAGCCGAGAUUUGGUGUAUCUAGCAGCGCCCAAGUAUGCCGGUGGAAUUGCGGGUGCAAAUUGUCUAAGGAGUCAUGUCCUCAGUUCCCGACAAAACCUACAGCUAUUCUCUGAACUAUCAGUGGAACACUGGUGAAUUACUCGGACGAGGGGCCACAGCUGUAGUAUACAAAGCUAGAAACAAGACAUCGGGGGAGGUGUUUGCUGUGAAGGUGUUCCACGACCGCGUGUCCGCUUUCCAUUCCUCUGUUCCUGAGCGGGAACUCGAACUUCUACUGAAAAUGAAGCACCGCAACAUCAUCGGCAUACUUGGGCGAGAAAAGGAGGUUAAUACUGGAAAUGAUGUCAUUAUAAUGGAAUAUUGCUCAGGUGGAAGUCUUUAUGCAAUGUUAGAUAAACCAAAGUAUUCAUUUGGAUUUCCAGAGGAAGAGUUUCUCAUUGUCCUACAUGACAUCAGUGAUGGUAUCCAAUACCUCCGAAAAAUGCAGAUAACUCACAGAGAUAUAAAACCUGGAAAUAUCAUGCGCAAAAUAGACGAAAAUGGAAAAUCAGUAUACAAGCUAACAGACUUUGGAGCAGCUAGAAAUUUAGAAGAAGAGGAAACAUUUACAUCUAUAUAUGGAACAGAGGAAUAUUUAGACCCAAACAUGUAUGAGCGUGCUGUUUUAAGAUUGUCAACUGGAAAUGUAUACGAUGCUGAUGUAGAUCUAUGGAGUUUAGGUGUAACUAUAUAUCACGUAGCCACUGGUUCUCUUCCUUUUCAACCUUAUGGAGGAAGAAGUAAUUCUAAAACUAUGCAUUAUAUCACUACUCAGAAGAAGUCUGGUGUAAUAUCAGGUAUACAGCGAACGGAAGGUGGGGACAUAGAGUGGCAAACGGAACUUCCCAGGACGUCUUAUUUAUCUUCCUCACUUAAGUCUUUAAUUACGCCAAUAAUAGCUGGACUGUUGGAAAGUAAUCUAAAUAAACGAUGGAGCUUUGAUAGAUUUUUUGAUGCAACUGAUGAAAUAAUGAAUAAAAUCACAGUAAAAGUAUUUGAUUGCUCAACUGGAUUAAACGACAAAAUAUACAUCGACAAAACAGAUAGGUAUGCCAAGUUUCAAGAGCGAUUGGCAAUAACUACAGAUAUAGCUGCAGGAGAGCAACUUAUUUUAUUCCAUAACCGUGAAUUGAGUGAAAUUAUUGAAGGGACCUUAGAGGUGCAAAAUUGGCCCAAAAACAUAUUACGUGGACAAUUGUAUUUAUAUCAAAGAGAAAAAUUAGACCAACAAAGACUUGUUUUACCGGAAAUACCACCUUUGCCACAAUUUCCAUCUAAGAUAAAUUUGGAUCGAGAUUGUUAUGUUGCCCAUAAAAUGGCCGCCAUUUCUUGUCUGAUAGAACGCUAUGUGGCAUCAUGUAUCACACAACAAGAUAUAAUGCUGCAGUCGGAGACAUUUCUAAGAGACUUUAUUUUACGAAUAACACGAAAAAUAAAUAAUUGCAUUCCGGACAUGUGCAAAGUAUUAAUGGAACAUAAAUCCCGGCAGGACUUGUUUUACAACUGUUAUGAAUCCAUGUGGACAAACUAUGAUGUAAUUCUCAAAUCUGUGAAAAUAUCAGAUACAGAAAAUAAGCUGAAGCAUUUAUUGGACCAAUUACAAAGUGUUUAUAGUGAUAGAAAUCCUUGGACAGUGCUUAACAAGGCGGAAUCUAGGUCACAGGAAUGUAAAGUUUAUAUGGAGGUCCUCAUGCAGAAAAUUAAAGAACAGGAGGACGAGGCUAUAGCUGUGUGUGUUGGUUGUAUGGAAGAGGAUCAUUGUUUCCAGAAAGCUGAGUAUAUAAGUUCCAAGGUGUGUGAUAUACAUCACGUUUUUCUACGUCAAAAGAAGCAAAGAAUUCUACCAGAAGAAGAGAGUUUUGGACAUGAGGCGGACAGAUCAAAGCUAAUGGAUCUCUGUGUACAGAUUGUCUCCCUUUUACAAAGCCAUUGUUUAAUGAAUCUGACAAAGGUUUACAAUGUCGUUGGAAAGCAAAUAUCAUUGUUAUUAAAAAAUCUACAAAGAACAAAGAAAGUAGAACAGAAUAUAGCCUCAGUCACAGAAUGCUGUGAUAAACUCAGUAAACGUAUGGAGAAGAUGGAGAAAGAGUGCAAAGAUAUCUCUUCCAGAUUACCCCCUGUAUUACAAUCAAUGCUCCAAACAACUCACCUUGUGGUAAAUGCUAACGAAGAUAGUGGAUAUGCCACUAAAUCUAGAAGCACUAGUAGUGGAUAUGGUACUGCUCCCAGCCAAGGUCCCAUUGAAUCGGGUUAUGAAUCAAAUCCGAAGGAAGCGAAAGACCUUACAGGCUAUAUGAUCGCCAAAAGGGAGAGUACUGGUGUUCAGGAGUCCAUGGCGCCGCUGAAGAGUUUUCAAAGUAUCGCAUAUAAACUUGAGUCAGGAUUCAAAUCUUUGCAUCAGGAGAGCUUGUCACUAAGUAAAAAUUUGGAGGAAAAUAAAAAGCUCAUGGAGAAACAAGCAGAAAUGGUGGAAAAUCUUCAGCAUCUUAGAUUAGCUGGUUCUGAGGACACAGACCAGAGGCAACGUGUAGUAGGUGCUACUGCUACACGUUACAUGCAAGAUUAAUUCUUUUGAUACAGGAAACCCCAAUAUUUCCUUCCAAGAAUAGAUCUGAAAUAUAUCUGAGCGAGCUGGCCAAUGAGGAGAAGUAUUUUCUUAAAAACGUCAAAAUGAAAUGCUCAAUGCCAUGACAUGGAUGAUAAGGAUAAAAUUAAAUCUUUUAAGAUCAUAAAGAAAGGAAAGACAAGAAAAAGAAAUGAAUGCAUAAGAUAUACAUGUAUGUUUAAAGUUAGUUUAAUUGGAGUUGAAGUUAAAGGAAAAGUAAUCAUUCCGAAUGUUUUGAGUGUGUAUGGAACUUGAAAUCAGCCGGCAGUCGGACUCCAAAUUAAAGAAAUAGGAAACCCUGAAAAGUUAUAGAACAUUUUGUUAAAGCUAAAGGAGAAUAAAUGUGAACAAAAACUUCUGUGGAUAUAGAUACCAAUAUUUUGUUAAAAAGAAGACGUCGGGAAAAUAUAAAUAAAAUGGUGAAAACAAUUCAAAACAAAUGGAAGACUUAGUGUUCACGUCAGAAAGAAACACUUUAUCGUAAAUGCGCCGGGAUUUUUAAAAUCAAACUAAUAUAAAAUGUGUCUUUCUCUUAGAAAGUUAAACGAAGCAAAUGGUAAAUCGUAUAUGCAACAGUGAAUA